Saprolegnia parasitica CBS 223.65 is the source of this 456-nucleotide messenger RNA. RefSeq lists its product as hypothetical. The transcript has a single exon. The coding region runs from base 1 to 456 and encodes 151 amino acids. NCBI's taxonomy places the organism in Eukaryota, Oomycota, Saprolegniomycetes, Saprolegniales, Saprolegniaceae. The record is from RefSeq and is a predicted model, not a curated record.
AUGCUCCCCGUGCUGGCCACCGACGACCGCGACGCGCGAAGCUUGGCCAUCACGAACGUCGUGCUCACGCCGUGCUGCCGCGGCUGUCGACGCUUUGAGGCGUUCCUCAAGUCGCCAACCGACAGCGAGUGGCACAUCGAGUGGUACGAGGACUCGAGACGCACGUGGUGCGCAACCCUGGAAGCGUUUGCUGCGCACCUUCCGAUGCGGCUCGAGGUUGCGAUCACGUCGCAUGCUAUUUACCCAAACGUGUGCGUGGCGACGUUUCGUAAGCGACUCGACAACCGUGACGAUGACCCCGAGGAGGUGCGUCCCGGGCACCGCGCGCGCACGCUGGCCAAGAUUGCUCGGCUUCGCGAGUACCUCGGCGAGCAGAACAAGCACACCUCGGACGACGAUGGCGCCGAUAAAGACGGGCCGCCGACCAAGCGCGUGAAGCCGUCAGAGAGCUGCUAG